Hippocampus comes (tiger tail seahorse) is the source of this 1737-nucleotide messenger RNA. RefSeq names its product nucleotide binding protein-like (gene nubpl). The transcript has 8 exons. Lineage: Eukaryota; Metazoa; Chordata; Actinopteri; Syngnathiformes; Syngnathidae. Bases 933 to 1469 code for a protein of 178 amino acids. Gene Ontology annotation, cellular component: mitochondrion. Gene Ontology annotation, biological process: mitochondrial respiratory chain complex I assembly; iron-sulfur cluster assembly. The record is from RefSeq and is a predicted model, not a curated record. Gene Ontology annotation, molecular function: ATP-dependent FeS chaperone activity; ATP binding; 4 iron, 4 sulfur cluster binding.
UCCCCAAGCGAAAAGCCAUCGCGGGCGUCCGCCAGGUGCUUCUGGUGGCUUCCGGCAAAGGCGGCGUGGGGAAAUCCACCACCGCAGUCAACCUGGCGCUGGCGUUGAUGGCCAACCAGCCGGUGAGGAAGCCCUCCGAUCAAGUUGAAUGGACUUCUGGGCGCCACACGGAAACCGCCGCCGCACCUCGCCAUGGAUCGCCGCCAGCCUGGCCGGCAAAUAAUUGAGGCCCGCUGCGGCGCUAUCAGUUUUUUGAACCAAAAACAGGGCAUGGCAAAAUAAAGACAUACAUACAUACAUACAUACAUAAAUAAGCAAUACACUGAUGUCCUCAAUGAUCAUCACAAUGAAUUACUGGGAUCACUACCGUAAUCCAAAUCCCAGUUAUUCAUCAGAAAACCCCAACCCGGCUAUUUUUGGACCACUUUGUACUGCAAGCAGUUUUCAGUGCAAAGACUCGAAAAGGAAAACACAGAUGAUGGAAAAUGUCCAAAAAGGCCGAACGGAACAAAUGUACUGUCACUAGUUCAGUGAAUCCGUGCGCGACAAAGCCCGCAGCGUACAAAGCCAUUCAAAGCCGUUCCUGCUCCUGCGCCGGCACGUAGGGCAGAUACGAGAUGAAAACAAACCAUGAAGUGAAAGCGCCAAGUCGCGCCUCAAAAUGUUCACAGCAAGAUAUCAAAGCUCGCGCCACAAGAUGAAUACAAUUGUGGCGUGAGCGGCGUCAUUUGCUUUUUGCACAUUGUUCCUUAGAAGCGGAGCCCAGAAAAUGUUGCACAAGUGGCGAAGAGCUGCAGACGCACUCCAUGUGGUUCUCCUUGAUGCCUUUUGUACUUUCAGUCCAAGGCGGUUGGGCUGCUGGACGCUGACGUCUAUGGGCCGUCCGUUCCCAAGAUGAUGAACCUCAAGGGAAACCCGCAGCUCACUGACGCAUGUCGAUGGGCUUCCUGGUGGACGACGACGCCCCCAUCGUGUGGAGGGGCCUCAUGGUCAUGUCGGCCCUGGACAAGCUGCUCAGACAGGUGGAGUGGGGCUCUCUGGACUAUCUGGUGGUCGACAUGCCUCCUGGCACAGGCGACGUGCAGCUGACCAUCACGCAGAGCAUCCCCAUCGCAGGUGCCGUGAUCGUGACCACGCCUCAGGACAUCGCCCUGCUGGACGCUGGCAGAGGAGCCCAAAUGUUUCGCAAAGUCAACGUGCCGGUUCUGGGCCUGGUGCAAAACAUGAGCACGUUCGAGUGCCCCAAGUGCGGCCAGCAGACGGCCAUCUUCGGCUCGGACGGCGCCAGGCGCCUGGCGGACUCGCUGGGGGUCGCUUUAUUAGGUGACAUCCCUCUUCACGUCCAGAUCAGGCAAACGUCCGACAGAGGCGAGCCCGUCGUCGUGUCUUCGCCCGGCAGCCCGGAGGCGCUGUCCUACUUGAACCUGGCGAGCGCCGUCGUCCGCAGGCUGGACGAGCUCGCCGCUUGACGGCCCCGGAGCAACUUUGCAAGAGAGAUGACCCAAAAGCAUCCUGCUACUUUUGCCCAAGUUCCUCCAGUCAUUUCUCCAAAUGGUGGACUCGUUUGGGAGCGCGACAUUUGAGCCAUCGCGUGGAUUUUUGGGGCCUGCCGAAGCAACUUCUUGCCAAAAUACCAAAAUCGCACGACGCCGUCACUUCUGAUAGUGUUGAAAAAUUCUGAGCAUUUUCCUUGUGAACACUCCCUUUUAAAAAAAGGACCAAUCAACCCUAACCCCC